AUGGAAUCUGCAAGAUCAGCUUCCCAUCUUCCAAUUCUGAUCUCCGCCGGAACAAAACAUAACACUAACAUGUUGGGUCUCGGUGACAUCGUAUUACCAGGACUUAUACUAAAUUUCUUCAUCAGAUAUGAUUAUGUUGCAAAAACUUCUUCUUUCAAAAUUGGAAUUAUUGGAUACCUUGUUGGAGUCAUUCUUGCAAGCGUGGCCGUUAAUAUAACUAAGUUUGGCCAGCCAGCGUUGCUCUAUAUCAUUCCAAGUGUUUUGAUAUUCUCCAUUUUAACUUUGAAAGUACAAAAUAAGCUCACUGACUGUUGGUCAAAUGGAACUACUUGUUUUGAUACUGCAAGUGUUGAUGGAACUAUUGAACAUCAAAGUUCUGAUGAAAUUACUCUUGAAGUUGUUGAAGAAGAGGAGAAAAAGGAAUAA
Trichomonas vaginalis G3 is the source of this 426-nucleotide messenger RNA. Its product is annotated as aspartic endopeptidase activity, intramembrane cleaving. Gene Ontology annotation, biological process: membrane protein proteolysis. Gene Ontology annotation, cellular component: cytoplasmic side of endoplasmic reticulum membrane; Golgi-associated vesicle membrane; lumenal side of endoplasmic reticulum membrane. Gene Ontology annotation, molecular function: aspartic endopeptidase activity, intramembrane cleaving. NCBI's taxonomy places the organism in Eukaryota, Parabasalia, Trichomonadida, Trichomonadidae. The coding region runs from base 1 to 426 and encodes 141 amino acids. The transcript has a single exon. The record is from RefSeq and is a predicted model, not a curated record.